This is a messenger RNA of Paraglomus occultum, 2240 nucleotides long. Lineage: Eukaryota; Fungi; Glomeromycota; Glomeromycetes; Paraglomerales; Paraglomeraceae. The record is from the annotation of a GenBank genome assembly.
ACAGCGCAAUCUAUUCAGUUAUACGCUCUAAAGUGCCCGUCACGAUUGGCGAAUAUGAGUCACGAUACUACAUCAUCGCUCCCAAACAGGCUUUGCCGUAUUUGAUCUCUUCGCCUUCCCCUUAUUCCUCUUCUUCCCCCAUCCCUUCGCCCUCCUCUUCCUCUUCCCCGUUCUCUUCCUCCAUCAUCACCGAAAUCGAACCAUGCCCGCCAUCCUCCCCAGCGAUCAAAUCUGUCCUGUCUUCGUUUGCUUCCAAAGGCAUCGAAUUUAUUCACGGAAAAUGGCUUGUCGAAGGCGCGCCGAACAUGAUUUUAUUUGAUACCAAGUCGGUUAAGAGUAGAUUAGACGAAUGGAAAGGAGAUCUAUGGAAUAUAGGACACAUUCCAUGUCCAGAAAAGGAUGAAGAGAUGAAUGAUGCGAUCUUGUUUGGGAAUUUAGUUGCUAAAUUUUUGGAUGAGUUUUCAACUACGUCAUGCUCAACUGCAAUCAUAUCUCACUUCUAUGACUGGCAAGCGAGCGUCGCAAUUCCAUUAAUUCGGAAGCGUCACGUUGAUGUAACAACCAUAUAUAACAUUACAUAUACGGUGCUUGGUCGAUAUUUCUUUAGUGAGAAGAAGUGGGAAGAUAAGCAAAUAGGGGUGAAGGAUGAGGGGGAAAAGAAGAUUGAGAAAAACAAGUAUGGUAAUGGAAGAUCGGCAACGGAAAAUAAGGAUAACACAAAGAGCAAAAAAUUUAACACGCAGUCAAAUGGCAACCACGUUGAUAAUAACGAUAAUAACUUUUAUGUAAAACGUGAAAAUUCUGUCAAUAACGUUAAUACCAAUUCCAAGGACUACUGCUUGGACGACACCGCCCCUACUGCAUCGUACGCUCCACCUCGCACAAUCCUCAAAUUUAUAAAUCCAGAUGAAGAGGCGGGAAAACUGGGGAUCUAUCAUCGAUAUGCUGUGGAACGUGCUGCUGCUCAUUGUGCAGAUGUUUUCACGUGUGUUAGUUGGGUUGUUGCGUUCGAAGCCGAAAAUUUGAUUCAGAGGAAGCCGGCAAUUCAUGAAUUUCAAGAUCUUCACGCACGAUAUAAAGACCGAAUCCGCAAUUUCGUUAGAGGACAUUUCUAUCACUAUUAUUCAUUUGAUCUCGAUAAUACGUUGUAUUAUUUUAUCUCUGGUCGAUAUGAAUUCAGGAAUAAGGGUGUUGAUGUUUUUUUGGAAGCUUUAUCGGAAUUGAACGCCCGCUUAAAAGCGUGUAGUUCUCCUAUAACCAUUGUCUGUUUCCUGAUGCUUCCGGCUCCGUGUCACAGCCUCGCUGUUGAUGCUUUAAAAGGUCAGGCUGCUACGAAAAAGCUUCAAGAAGGCGUGAAAGAGAUUACGGAGCGUGUGGGGAAGAGGAUUUUUGAGAAGGCCGCAAGGUUCAACGGAAUCGACAUCUCAACCGUAAUAGACCCAUCAGACUUGUUAACUGAAGAAGAUAAAACCAUCCUCAAACGUCUUGCAAACACUGUACAUCGUUCCGGUCUUCCUCCUGUCGUCACUCAUAAUUUAGUGUAUGAGUCAACGGAUCCCAUUUUAAAUCAUCUUCGUCGACUUAAACUCCUCAAUCAUUAUGACGACAAAGUAAAAGUAAUUUUCCACCCCGAGUCUCUUUCAUCGGUUAACUCGCUACUUGGGAUUGGAUACGAGGAGUUUGUAAGAGGAUGCAAUCUAGGAGUGUUUCCGAGUUAUCACGAACCGUGGGGAUUCAAAGCGGAGGAAUGCAUGGCCAUGGGCGUGCCGGUAAUUUUGAGCAAUUUAUCGGGUUUCGGAUGUUAUGCGGGAGAGGCUAUUGGGGAGAAUGCAAACGACUAUGGUGUAUACAUCGCCGAUAGGCAAUUCAAAUCGCGUACCGACACUAUCAAACAACUCACAGACUUUAUGCUACACUUUUGUCAAAAAACACCACGCCAACGUCAAUGUCAACGAAAUCGUACGGAGAGACUAUCAGACAUGUUUGACUGGAAAAUUGUCGGAAUGGAAUAUGUGCGGGCAAGAAAAUUGGCCUUAAGGCGAAGUUACCCCGACGCCUUUCUUGGAACUGUUUGGGACGAGGAGGAGGACCGUGAAGAAGUGAAAGAAAAGAGGCGAGGGAUUUUGAAGCCGGUUGUUGAGCCAUCUUCGCCGAAAAUUCGACAUGGAAGGAUUGUGGACGAUCAACUAGAAUUGUUUAAGAUGGAAAUGGACGACGAUAUUGAGGACGAAGAAAUUUGA